AUGCAACGCUUGGUGUGGCGACCCAUGGGCUCGUCCUGUUUCGAAGAAGAAGGUGUCGAUGCCGUCGUUGUCGUCGUUGUCGUCGUGGUCGUUGUCGUGGUCGUUGUCAUGGUCGUCCUCCUUGCCCGUGCUGCUGGCUCAGUUUGUACGAGCUUUCUUCGUAUCUUUUCGUCGUCCAUCCAACAGCAGCUUCGUUUCCCCAUCCGACCUCGCCAAGGUGUGGCAGCCGGAAGAUCGAUGGGACGACCAAUCACCCAUGGCCCACCACCCAUCCAUCACCACCCGGCGAGACAGCCAACGCCGACGGCAGGACCGGCAGCGAGAGCGACGCCAGCAGCAGGGCCGACAGCGACGCCGACGCCGGCCUCAACCCCGACAUUGACACCAGAAGCGCCUAACGAGCCUAUGGCGACGGCUCGCCACCCCGGCAGUCUUCGUAGGGCUGAGGGCUGUCAGCGAGCGCCACCGUGGACAGCCGCACCUCGUAUCGACCUGAGGCUAUACACGUGUGUACCGAAGGCUGCCCUCGCAGCGGGUGCGCGACCCUGUACGAUCGCGUACGAGUACCUGGCAUAA
This is a messenger RNA of Drechmeria coniospora, 576 nucleotides long. RefSeq lists its product as uncharacterized. NCBI's taxonomy places the organism in Eukaryota, Fungi, Ascomycota, Sordariomycetes, Hypocreales, Ophiocordycipitaceae. Bases 1 to 576 code for a protein of 191 amino acids. The record is from RefSeq and is a predicted model, not a curated record. The transcript has a single exon.